CGAGGGGCUCAGUGGUGGAGGCCACUCUGAGUGGCCGGCUCUGGCAGGCAUGGAUCGGGGCAUGCAGGAGGGCCGGAGCUUUCCCUGGAAGAAGGCCGUGGGGGUAGUGUUUUGCUGCACCUGCCUACGGAAACGUGGCCCCCUGGGAAAAUCACCCACGUGUCCUGAACGGAAGAGGAGCCGCAGCACAGCCUCCCACUGCAAGGAGAACACAGAGUUGGGGACCUCUGGGCGCAGACUUCGGGAGUGGAUCCGUGGGAGACCUCACUGCCUCACCGCCCAGAACCAGGGCAAAGAUAAUGACAUGGACCUGGGCGCUCUACAGAACAAUGUGAACACUACCCUGGACAACCUCUACCAGGGCAGCCUGGAGCAGGAGAGAGCCAGGAGCCUGCCCAAUGGCAAUGCCUUCCCUCUCAAUGAGCGGGGCGACAAGGCUGAUGUGCUGGCUGGCAGUGACAUGAAGCGUUCACAGCCACUGCUCAUCCACAUGAACAGGAAGUUAAAGGAGGAGGAGCCGCGAGCCUCAUCACUUCCAUCCAUCCCCAACCCCUUCCCCGAGCUCUGCAGUCCCUCCAACUCGCCCAUCCUCAGCAGCCCCACAGCGGGGCAAGGCCCACAGCGUGAAGGCGGCUCCCAUGUGGUGAAGGUCUUCAGUGAAGAUGGCACUUGCCGUUCUGUGGAGGUCACGGCGGGUGCCACAGCACGCCAUGUCUGUGAGAUGCUGGUGCAGAAGACCCAUGCCCUCCAUGAUGACAGCUGGUCCCUGGUGGAGUUGCAUCAGCACCUGGCACUGGAGCGGUGCCUGGAAGACCAUGAGUCUGUGGUGGAGGUGCAGUCCACUUGGCCUGUAGGGGGGGACUGCAAGUUUUUUUUCCGGAAGAACUUUGCCAAGUAUGAGCUGUUCAAAAGCUCCCCACAGUCCCUGUUCCCUGAGGUGAUGGUCUCCAGCUGCCUGGAUGCCAACAAGGGCAUGUCCCACUCAGAGCUCAUCCAGAACUUCCUCAACUCUGGCAGCUGCCCAGAGAUCCAGGGCUUCCUGCACCUGAAGGAGGCUGGGCGCAAGGUCUGGAAGCGGUUCUACUUUUCUCUGCGGCGCUCAGGACUUUACUACUCCACAAAGGGCACAUCCAAGGACCCCCGGCACCUACAGUAUUUCGCUGACCUCAAUGAGUCCAACAUCUACUACAUUACCCAAGGCAAGAAGUACUAUGGCACACCCACUGAAUACAGCUUCUGCAUCAAGCCGUACAAGGUGCGCAGUGGCACAAAGGGCCUGAAGCUGUUCUGCAGUGAGGAGGAGCAGAGCCGCACCUGCUGGAUGGCUGCCUUCCGUCUCUUCAAGUAUGGUGUGCAGCUCUACAGGAACUACCAGCAAUCCCAGUCUAGGCACAGCCAGCUGGCGUGGAUCGGCACCACACCCCUGAGGAGCGUGUCCGAUAACACCCUGGUGGCCAUGGACUUCUCAGGGUGCACAGGCCGGGUGAUUGAAAACCCCAACGAGGCCCUGACUGCAGCCCUGGAGGAGGCCCAGGCAUGGAGGAAGAAGACAAGUCACCGCUACAGCCUCCCAACACCCUGCCAGAGCUCCCCACUCAGCACAGCCAUCCAUCGAACCCAGCCAUGGUUUCACGGGCGGAUUUCAAGAGAGGACUCACAGCGAUUGAUCAUCCAGCAGGGACUAGUGGACGGGGUGUUCUUGGUUCGAGACAGUCAGCGGAACCCCAAGGGGUUCGUCCUGUCGUUGUGUCAUCUGCAGAAAGUCAAGCACUAUCUCAUCCUGCCAAGCGAGGAAGAGGGGAGACUUUACUUCACCAUGGAUGAUGGGCAGACGCGCUUCACCGACCUCAUCCAGCUGGUGGAGUUCCACCAAAUCAACCGGGGCAUCCUGCCCUGCAAGCUCAGACACUACUGCACCUGUGUAGCCUUGUGACAGGCCCAGUGGGCAGCGAGCCUCCUGGCUGGGCCUCCAUGAGCCACAGCCAACAGGCAGUGAGCAGGAUCUCUGGACUUGAGCUCCAGGAUCAACUCCAAUUGUGUGACCAUGCUCUGCUCUGCCUGGGCCAAGCCCAUGGCACCAGGCAGGGGGAGGACUGGGCUUGGGCCCUGUAACCCACAGGGUGUAGCCAGUACCAGGAGAAAGUCCCAGUAAGGUAAGCGCCAGGACGGCACCUCUGGGAUGGACAAGCUCUGAGGAGCCUGAACAUGAGGCGGGGAAUCACAGUUCAGGAAGAGGUGCCUUGUCCAGGGCUUCCAGGAGACUGAGGCCUCAGCUCAGGGUGGUAGUGGGGGCUUAUGCUCCUCUCUCUGCCCCAUAAUCUUCUGCUAUGGUAUCCUUCCACCUGUACCCCACUGCCCCUUUAAUUCUGUUCCACCCUAUAUCUCUCUACUCUCAUAUCUCUCUGUCUCUUCAGUCCUCCCCCCAACUUCUGUCACCCUGGUAUCCCUGCCCCCUGCAUCCUUCUGCACCUGUAAUGUUCUACCCUGGCCCACCUCUGCCCCUUGGUUCCUCCACCCUUGUAAGCCUCCCCUACCUCCCACUCUGUAUCCCUCCCUCUCCAUCACCCUGCAUCUCCCCACUCCAUAUCCUUCCACCUUGUCUUCCUCCCUCCACCACCAAAGCCCUCUGGCCAGUAUCCUUCCACUCCUGUAACCCUCCUCACUAGUAUCUCUCUGUUCCUGUCUUUCCCUUCAAUUCUUGGCCUUUUGGCUAAGAUGAAGUGACAACUUAAUUAUACACAUGCAUGCUACUUUUAUCAUGCAUCUUUCCCCUCCCUGUAUCACUCCAUAUCUCUAUCCUACCUUUCUUUCCCCUGUAUCUUUUCCAGCCUAAUCUUCCCCACCCCAUGUUCCUCCCCGCAAGCCACUGUAUAGCUUUGGUUCCUAGAGUUUCCCCCUCUCUGCCAGCUUCUCAGUGCUCAUCAUUGUAUUUUUUGCUGUUGAGCCUGAGCAGGGUGUCUCUCCUUUUCCUGCGGGGCACUGAGGGCUGGUCCUGUUCAGUGUCCCUACUGCCUCCCUUCUGACAAGCCCGUGGCUGAAUGCUGGGCUUUGCACCCUUCCUGCUGGGCGGCAGCAGCCCCAGAGAUUGGUUCUUUGGUACUGGGAGGUCUCCCCCACUCAUGCACUUUCUCUCUGGGGCUGGGGCUCUUCUAGCCAAUGCUCCCCAGGGGCCUUCUGGGUUGGCUCUGCAGGUCUCACUUCCUUUUCUCAUAGUGGGGCUAGGGUGACUCAACCUCACCAAUGAGACAUAAACCAACAGCUUUCAUUGGUAUCUGAGUCAAGGUCCUUCCAUGCACUGAGCUCCCCCUCCAGUGGUACCACCAUUUCUCGACCAUGGGGUGCUGUAGCUGGCGGCAUGGACCCUCCGUGGCUGGUGCAGAGCUCACUCCCAUGUUCCUGGGAUGGGCUCCUGCCCCAGAGGCAGUAUUCAGGGCUGGCUGGGAACAGGGGAUAGUAAUGCACCAAGCCAGUACUGCACCAGCACCAGAGGUGCCCAUGGUGUGCCAGCACUGACGGCAGACAACAUUCAGGCUGGUGCUGGCAUGUCUGAUGUUGCUCACAGGCCUCUGGGAGGAAGGCUUGCAGAGGAGUGAGCUGGAAGCUGCUGCCAGCCAAGUAGCUGGGCCUUGCUUAAAGACUGGGGAAAGAAGGUCUGGUCCGCCUGCCUUGGAUGUGGAUGUUGGAAGGAACUUGGGACUGAGUGUCAUGGACAGCCCCAAAGGAGGUGAGGAGCUUUGAUGGGGAAAGCUGGCCUUGCCCUGCCCCUCCCAUCUCCCCAAGGCUUUCCCUUCUUGGGCAUCUCUGCAGCAUCUCUUCAGGCUGCCACACCUUGGGAAUGGGUUUGUGCACAGGCCUGGAAAGUCACUUGUUGCCAUCAUCCUGGGAUUGGGGUGCCAACUGCCCUGCUGGGGUGCUUGCAAGGAGCUGCAUCCAAGCACAAGCAUUUAACUCCACCCAGCAGAGACCCAUACCCUUCCAAAUCCAGCCUUAUCUGGGGUGUCCCUAGCCUCCAAGGCACUAAAGGACCAUGUGGGGCAGAGAGAAGGGAGACAUCUGUGACCCGUUCUUCCCCUAGAAGUGCUGGCUGGCCCACACAGAGAGGCCGAGACACCACACAGCCUCAGCUAACAGAGCUGGGCUUGUAAUUCAAGCAGUAAAUUCCUAUGUGAGGAUCCUGGGUUCAACUUACUCAGGACCGGUGGUACCAGAACCCCUCAGGGGAUGGGUGAGUUGGACCCUGGCUUUGCCAAGAGGGUAUUGUAUAUAUAAGAGAGGCCAGUCAAACUGUGAUGUGUUUUAUACAAGUGAGAAUAAAUGUUAUUUUUUCAUAUCCUUGCUUUUGUUUUGUACAAAAAAAAGAAGGAAAAAUAAAACAACCUUCCCCCAGAUUAGCACUGAUCCUUGUAUGCAGACAGAGCUCUCUAUUUAUAUCUGCUCCCAAAUCAAGUCACAGCAAAUAAAGCUCAUGUAUUUCA
Molecule: messenger RNA, 4475 nt
Organism: Alligator sinensis (Chinese alligator)
Lineage: Eukaryota; Metazoa; Chordata; Crocodylia; Alligatoridae
Gene: GRB7
Product: growth factor receptor bound protein 7
Exons: 16
Coding region: 50-1933 (627 amino acids)
Biological process (GO): signal transduction
Source: RefSeq, a predicted model, not a curated record